Dibothriocephalus latus is the source of this 300-nucleotide messenger RNA. NCBI's taxonomy places the organism in Eukaryota, Metazoa, Platyhelminthes, Cestoda, Diphyllobothriidea, Diphyllobothriidae. The record is from the annotation of a GenBank genome assembly.
AUGCAUAUUUUGUGGAUAGCUCUGGUGUCCCUACUCAUCAGCCAAGACUCUGCUGCACCGACCGCCGACAGCACCGACGUGGAGUCCGUGGCUGGUUGUAUUCGCUCCUGCUCAAAUGAAUACGGUAAAUGUCUUACCAAAGCCAACGGACUGUGGCACUCGUAUACGCACAACAGAAACCGUAUACUUGCAAUUGUUAGAAAGUGCUGCCUCUACAACGAAAAGAAUCCGGAUGCUCGAGAGACUGACAGUUUUGCUACUUGCGCUAAAAUUCGCUGUGGGGCUAUGCUCUACGGGUGA